UUCACUUUCUCUAUAUGCUUUAGAAACGCGGCUUCCGCAGAGCAAUCUCCCGGGCGGUGCGUCCACCGUCCCGCCUGACCGCUCUCCCGCUUCCCAGCGAAGCCCCGCGCCGGCCGCGCCGCCACGCCUUUGCUCGGGCCGGGCCUCUGCCGAAGGCCGGGAACGCCCAUUCACCCACCGGGACAGUCGCGGCGCUUCCGAGUCUCGCACAGCUUUUUCAAGCAUCAGUUCCGAAUAGCCUGCCUCGGAAGUAUCACGGGCGCCCCCCGGGCUCCCAAACGCCUAUCUCCUCUGGCUGGAAUGGGAGCCUCAAGAAGCAGGGGGAGGCCCCGGCCAGUCUCCCGGCCGGCCGCAGAGUCCCCGGCACAGAGCGCCAUUUUUGCUACUGGUGGAGCUCGGCUGGGCGGCUGCUUCUGAGCACGCGAGAGAGCAGCCAAGGCGGCGUCCAGACCCACCAAGGAGGGCUGGAAGGAAGGGAAAGGGAAUUUCGGGGGAUGUUGAGCCCAUUUGUGCAAACGGGGAGCCAAGCUCGGCUUGAGAAGGAGCUUUUGAGUCCUGAGAGCAGAGCCAGGGAACCAGUGACAUUUGAGGAUGUGACUGUGGACUUCACCCAGGAAGAGUGGCAGCAGCUGUAUCCUGCUCAGAGGACCCUGCACAGGGAGGUGAUGCUGGAGAUUUAUAGCCACUUGGUCUCUGUGGGGUUUUUGGGUAUAAAACCAGAUGUAAUCUUCAAGUUGCAACAUGGAGAGGACUCGUGGAUCAUAGAGAGUGAGUUGUCAAGGUCCAACUCAGACAGGGACAAAAGCCUUGACUCUUCCCAGCAGACCAUUUCUGGAGAACUUUCAUUUCAAAAGGAGAUAUCAGAAAGAGCCCCAAAGGAUACUUCAUUGUGCUCUGUCUUAAAAGUCUGGCAUAUUGAUGGUCAAAUAGAUAGAUAUCAAGGAAGACAAGACAGAGUUUUGAGGCAGAUCACAGUCAUCAGUCAUGAAACAUUGACAAAAAAGAGAAGCCCCAAAUAUAAUACAUUUGGAAAAAUAUUCAGUGGAUGCAUAGACUUUGAUCAUUCAAGUAAAAAACUCCAUAAUUUUGAUUCAUGUGAAAAGAACUUGAAAUCUAAUUUAGACUCACUGGCUUGUAAUAGGAGCUAUGCAAGAAAGAGCCCCAUUGACAGAUCAGGAUAUGGGAGGCCACCUAGCUAUAGUGCUUUUUGUUCUGUGCCUGAGAAAAUUCACUCUGGAAUGAAACUCUGUGAACAUAGUCAAUGUGAGAAAGUUCUCAAUCAUAAGCAAACCCAUAUUCAGUAUGAGAAGCUUCAAGCUGGGGAGAAACCCAAUUUUUGUAGUGUGUGUGGGAAGGGCUUUCAUAAGAAGUCACAGCUUAUUAUACAUCAGAGAAUUCAUACUGGAGAGAAACCGUAUGUAUGUGGAGAUUGUGGAAAAGCCUUCAGUGAGAAAUCACACCUCAGCGUGCAUCAGAGGAUUCAUACUGGGGAGAAACCUUAUGAAUGUGCUGAGUGUGGGAGGGCCUUCUCCCAGAAGUCACCCUUCAUCGUUCAUCAGAGAGUCCAUACUGGAGAGAAACCCUAUGAAUGUUUUGAGUGCCAAAAAACCUUCUCCCAGAAGUCACAUCUUACUAUACAUCAGAGAGUUCAUAUCAGGAAGAAGCCUUUUGAAUGCAGUGAAUGUGGGAAAGCCUUCUGUGAGAAGUCUCACCUUUCUAUACACCAAAUAACUCAUACUGGGGAGAAGCCUUAUGAAUGUACUGAAUGUGGGAAGACCUUCCCUCGGAAAACACAGCUCAUCAUCCAUCAGAGAACGCAUACUGGAGAGAAACCCUAUAAGUGUAAUGAAUGUGGGAAAACCUUUUGCCAGCAGUCCCACCUCAUAGGACAUCAAAGAAUUCAUACAGGAGAGAAACCUUAUGUAUGUACUGACUGUGGGAAGGCCUUUUCCCAGAAGUCACACCUCACUGGACAUCAAAGGCUUCAUACUGGAGAGAAACCUUAUAUAUGUACAGAAUGUGGAAAAGCCUUCUCUCAGAAAUCACCUCUUAUUAUACACCAGAGAAUUCAUACAGGGGAGAAACCCUAUGAGUGUAGUGAAUGUGGCAAAACCUUCUCCCAGAAAUCACCCCUUAUUAUUCAUCAGAGAAUUCAUACAGGGGAGAAACCCUAUGCAUGUACUGAGUGUGGGAGGGCCUUUUCCCUGAGGUCACAUCUCAUUAUACAUCAGAGAGCUCAUACUGGAGAGAAACCAUAUGAAUACAGCAAAUGUGGGAAGGCCUUCUGUGAGAAGUCUCCACUAGUUGUCCAUCAGAGAAGCCUUACUAGGGAGAAAUCCCCUGAAUGUGCUGAGUAUGGGAUGAACUUUUCCUGGAAAUCACAGAUGAUCACAUAUCAGAGGACAUACACAGAGGAGAAACCCUCCAAAUGUAGUGACUGUGGGAAGGUCUUCUGCCAGCAUAUAUACCUCACAGGACAUCAGAAUCCACAUAGGAGAGAAACCUUACAUAUGUACUGAUUGUGGGAACAUCUUUUCCCAGAAGUAAGACCUCAUUGUGUGUGAGAACUCACAAUGAAUAGAAAUCCUAUGGAUAUGUUGGACAUGAAAAAAUGUGGCAACUCCUCAACUGUAGAGUAGACUCAUAUGUUCCUAAUUAUGUCUGAUAACCUCUCCACAGAAUAAUCUGGCCAGGCCCACAGAGGCUUUUCAACACUGUAAAUAUGGAGUGGAUUUGCUCACCCUCAGAGUAUCUCAGCCCACUUCGCAGACUAAAUGCAUCUGGAACAAUGAGCACCACUUUGGUGUUGUUUGGUUUUUAAAGGUUUUGUAGAAUUUUCCUUUGAAUUUAUUUGGGCAUGGUGGAUUAUU
This is a messenger RNA of Equus quagga, 2870 nucleotides long. It is a transcript of the gene ZNF630, whose product is annotated as zinc finger protein 630. Bases 495 to 2519 code for a protein of 674 amino acids. Gene Ontology annotation, biological process: negative regulation of transcription by RNA polymerase II. The record is from RefSeq and is a predicted model, not a curated record. Lineage: Eukaryota; Metazoa; Chordata; Mammalia; Perissodactyla; Equidae. The transcript is spliced from 4 exons. Gene Ontology annotation, molecular function: DNA-binding transcription repressor activity, RNA polymerase II-specific.